Actinia tenebrosa (Australian red waratah sea anemone) is the source of this 1037-nucleotide messenger RNA. RefSeq names its product glycine N-acyltransferase. Gene Ontology annotation, molecular function: glycine N-acyltransferase activity. The record is from RefSeq and is a predicted model, not a curated record. Gene Ontology annotation, cellular component: mitochondrion. NCBI's taxonomy places the organism in Eukaryota, Metazoa, Cnidaria, Anthozoa, Actiniaria, Actiniidae.
UUUUGCUUGUCUCUCUGUGUAAARACAUUUAACUAUUAGUUAAAAAUGGACAGCGAACCUGGAUUAAAGAAGCUUGAAAACAAUUCAUUAAAAGAACUGACAGAAAUUUUGAUGGAAGACUGGCCCAGAUCUUCCCCUGUUAUUGGUAAGAUAAAACAAAGUCAAAGAAGUGCAGAACAGAUGAUCAGUCUCAACAUCUACGUUGAUUCAUGGCCUCAGCCACAACUGGUUAUCCUAGAAAACUUAACUUACAAAAGGAAUGAUAAAAUCAAAUUGGCACCACUUCUGGUUUAUGCAAGAAAUUCAACAACAAAACAAAUCAAAGACAAAUUUGAUUCUAUUCCACUGCUAAGAAUAUGUUAUGAAGAAGGAUACUCUGAAUUUCAAGAUACCGAAUAUAGAAUCUUAAAAAUUCUUGAAGAUGUUUCAAGUAAACAGGGCUUCCAAGUACAGGUGAUGGCUUGUCCAUUCAUGUAUUCAAUAUGUGACAAAGCCAAAGCCUUAUCAAGUGAGAUUCCCAGUGGCUAUAGAAUCAGUCGUUUAGAGUACCACCAUGCUGACUUUAUUAAUGCAAACUGGAAAUUUGGUAAAAGUCCUCAUAUGCUCCAAAGAAUCAAAUCAUGGAUUCAGCAUUCUUUUUCUGCUGGUGUAUUCUGCUCACAAACUGAUGAACUAGUUGCUUGGGGACUCAUUAGUGAAGCAGGUUGUAUUUCAUCACUACAAACUAAUGAAUCACAUCGCGGGAAAGGUUUGGCCAAGGCUAUCAUAGCAGAGCUUGUCAGGCAAGCUGAGAAAGAAGAGAUGACUCCUAUCGUCUACAUCGAAGAAGGAAAUUCAAUCUCACAAAAUUUGUUUGAAAAGAUUGGCUUCAAGAGGUGUCAAGAUGGACAAGUGCUCUUCUGUACAAUUGUUCCAUAAAAUAAAUUUUAUAUAAAUUUGCUUGAUCAUCUAAUGUCCUUAGAGCACACUGUCUAUCUCUGCCUCAAUAUACACUCAUGAAAUGAAAGAUCAUUUUUCUAAUUAAAUUUUAUCUGUCA